Medicago truncatula (barrel medic) is the source of this 1055-nucleotide messenger RNA. RefSeq lists its product as uncharacterized. The transcript has a single exon. Bases 115 to 858 code for a protein of 247 amino acids. Lineage: Eukaryota; Viridiplantae; Streptophyta; Magnoliopsida; Fabales; Fabaceae. The record is from RefSeq and is a predicted model, not a curated record.
UAUGUUAUAAGUUUCAACGCAAACACAUAAAGCUAUCUAUCUAUCUAUAUAUAGUAUCUACCUUUGUGACUCAAAUCAAAUCCAACAAACAAUUUAAUCAUCAUCAUCAUCAUCAUGGAGAAAGAUAAACAAAGUAAGCUAAGGAACAAGUUCAUGAAAGCAAUCACAAUAACAUUUCAAAACGCUCCUUUCAGUCCAGGAAGAGAUCACAAAUUUAGAUCAGAAAAUAGUAAUACAAAGUGGGGUGCAAAAACUCAUGCUGUUGGUAAGGGUUUUUCUGGACCUAUGGUUACUAUGAUUCCAUAUGAAGCUAGAAGAAAACCUAAAGAUGGUGGUGGCAAUGAAACUCAAGAACCCACUUCACCAAAGAUUUCUUGUAUGGGACAGAUCAAGCAUCACAAGAAGAAAAAUAUUCCAAAACCCAACAAAGAUCUCUUCACUCCAAAGGUGGAUACUGAGGUAAAGAGAUCCAAGUUUCAGAGGAUUUUUUCGCAGAGGUCUAAAGCAAAAUUUGCGGAAAGGAAAUCAGAUGGUUCUGGAUUUGUUGAUGAAGGGAACAACAAAGCACCGCCUAUGGGUGAUAUGAGGAGAUUUGCAAGUGGACGUGAGGCUUUUUCUAAAUUUGAUUGGAAGGCAGUGAUUGAGCCUGAAGAAAUUGAUCAAAGGGAAUGUUUUACUGAUGGAGAGGAUGAUGAAAUUUUGAUUCCAUUUUCUGCACCUAUUUUAGGUGUUGGUGGAAAUACUACUGGUACAUCUGAUUUCAAGUUUAAGCCAAGGAAUGAAAUUAAUCUUUGGAAGAGAAGAACAAUGGCUCCACCUAGGCCUCUUCAGUUGAAUCCUGUGCUUAAAGCUAAAUAAAUUAUCAUUAUUCUUUCAUUUUUAUUUACUUUCUUCAAAUUGUAGAUUAUUUCUAUUUUCUUCUAUCUAUAUAUUUUUUUUCCUUUGGUUGCACAUCUAAUAGGUUUACGUGCCAAAUAUGUAUGAAUAUUGGUUUACUGUAUAGAAAUUAUAGCCUUUUGGUUAAACUCAGAUUCAAGUAAUCAACCCAGAUCAUA